This is a messenger RNA of Mobula hypostoma (lesser devil ray), 1518 nucleotides long. RefSeq names its product retinol dehydrogenase 5 (11-cis/9-cis) (gene rdh5). NCBI's taxonomy places the organism in Eukaryota, Metazoa, Chordata, Chondrichthyes, Myliobatiformes, Myliobatidae. The transcript has 6 exons. The record is from RefSeq and is a predicted model, not a curated record. Gene Ontology annotation, biological process: retinol metabolic process; steroid metabolic process. The coding region runs from base 217 to 1176 and encodes 319 amino acids. Gene Ontology annotation, molecular function: all-trans-retinol dehydrogenase (NAD+) activity. Gene Ontology annotation, cellular component: intracellular membrane-bounded organelle.
UGUUUAAUGAUCUGAAGUGAUAAGAUUCUUUACGACUUUAAAUAUUCAAACUCCACCCUCCAUGAGUGCAUAUGGUCACACCCUUCUAUAUCGCUUUGCUUAAAUUAAAACAGGUUUCCCAAACUCUCAGUUCUAAGCAUCUAAAACAGCUCAGUGCGUGCAAACAGGAACGCUCUGGAUAAGAAGUGUCAGUUCAUUUUCCCAUAUUCUGGAUUCAUGUUGCUGUACCUCCUCUACGCUGCUUUCUUCCUUGUCAUUGGAUGGUUUAUCAAGGAUCGCCAAAAGAUCCGGGAUGUCAAAGACAAGUACAUUCUUAUCACUGGUUGUGACACAGGUUUUGGCAACCUUCUGGCGAAGUGCUUGGACCGCCAGGGAUUCCGUGUCCUUGCUGGCUGCCUGACGCAAAAAGGUGUGGACUCCAUGCACAGGUGCAGCUCAUCCAGACUGAAAGCCAUCCUGCUCGAUGUGGCUGACAGCAUCAGCAUCCAGAAAACAGCUGAAUGGGUCCAGGAAGAGGUUGGAGAGAAAGGUCUCUGGGGAUUGGUCAACAAUGCAGGCAGAUCCACUCCAAUUGGUCCAACGGAAUGGAUGGAGAUGGAGGAUUAUUAUAAGGUCUUGAAUGUGAAUCUGCUGGGAUUGAUGGAAGUGACGCUCACCUUCCUUCCAUUGGUCAAGAAGGCCAGGGGCCGGAUUGUGAAUGUGGCCAGUGUUUUGGGCAGGAUAUCGUUUCUGGGAGGUGGAUACUGCCUCUCCAAGAAUGGAGUAGAGUCUUUCUCUGACAGUUUGAGACGGGACAUGCAAAGCUUUGGUGUACAGGUUAGCAUUAUUGAGCCCGGAUUCUUCAGGACAGCUGUGACAAAUCUGGAGACCAUUGAAAGUGACCUGCAGAGACUGUGGGGCAGGCUGUCUGAUGAAGUCCGCGAGAGUUACGGACAGAAAUACUUUGAAAAUUAUUUGAAGGUCCAGAAGUUUUCCAUGAAGAUCCUAUGUGACAGUGACCUGUCAAAAGUCACCGACUGCAUGGAGCAUGCGCUCACUGCCCAAUACCCACGCACGCGGUACGCAGCUGGAUGGGACGCCAAGUUGGUCUGGAUUCCGCUUUCAUACAUGCCGACAGUAGUUUGUGACUUCCUGCUCUCUACCUUGAUUCCGAAGCCUUUCUCAGACGUCCAAUAGACGCAGCCUGACCUGCUGUGUUUCCAGCAUUUUCUGGUUUAUUUGCCUAGGAUUGGUCCCUGGACAGGUAGUGACACCAAGACCUGGCUCCUUAAUUGAUUGCUCAGUGAAUAUGCUCCCAGUGCUCUCAGAUGAGAAUAAUGCUACAUCUGGGAAAGUGCUGGAGGGAACCCACUAAGGAGUCUGUCUAUGCCUUCAGGACAUGGUACAAUUGGUGAGUCUGGGGGAGGGAGUGAAACAUAUUAUCUGUAAAACACAUUAAUCAUAUUGUUAUUAAUUAUGAUGAUAAUUUUGGCUAACUAUAGCAAAGCUGAGAAUACAUGUAUCAAUACAAUAAAAUUU